AUGUCGUGCUCGCCGCCCAUGCGCUGGCUCGUCAUCGCGACCCUCGUCGCCACCGCGGCGGCGGCGCCGGCCGAGGUCGACGGGCCAAGCCUGGCCCAGGCGAUGCGAGACGGCCGUCCGUUUUUCCUCAAGUUUGACACGGCGCCUUGCCAGAGGUGCAGAGAGCUCGACGGCGCGUGGGCCGAGUUGGCGGGCGAGUACCCGGGACUCAUCGGGCGCGUCGACUGCACCCGCUCGCCCGACGUCUGCGACGCGCGCCAGAUCGCGUUUGAUCCGGACGAGCCGGUGCCGACGCUCAAGUUUUGGACCGGCACCGCCUUCCGCGUCUACACGGGGCCGCACGAGAUCGAGUACUUCCGCGUGUACCUGCGGCGCAAGGUGCAGUCGGAGGAGGUGAGUGAGCGGCUCGACACCGCCCUCCGGCCCAUCUCGGCCGACGAGCUCAGCCGCGCGUGGCGCGUCGCCCCGCGCCUCGCCCUCUCGCUCGGCCGGCUGCUGGUCGCGUGCGCCGCCGCCGUCGGGCUCGCGGCGUGGCUGCUCGCUUCGCCGAGCGAGGACCCGGGCAGCGUGGUAGUGGUUGCCUGCGACGGCAAGCCCCUCCUCCCGGGCGAGCCUCCCUCCGCCUCGGGCGGGCUCUGCGCCUUCCGGCUCGACGCCGCCGCGGCGCAGCUGACACCGAUCGGCUUCCGCCCGGCGAUGAGCACGCGGCUGCUCCACCUCGCGGCCGAGGCGGCCCCGGCCUCCCUGCGGCUCGGCCGCCGGCUCGGCUGCUACAUCCUUCACGUCGCGACGGAGGCGUCCGACCCCGACGAGGAGGAGACCGCCCCGCAGCCGCGCGUGCUGUCGCUCCGCCUCGACCUGCGCCGCGCGCCCUGCUUCGACGCCGCCGGGAGCGUGGCCGUGGGGGGCGAAGGCCGCCGCGGCGCGUGCACCCACGUGAGCUGCGGCAGUCUUGGCGGCGACGCGACCGUCGCCCUCCUCUCGCACGAGUGGCUGCUGCCGCGCCGGCGGCUGCUCAAGCCGUGCCCGCGGCUGGCGCGCUCGGGCGGUCUCGUCCCCUCGUCUGCGGCCGGAGCAAGUCGCCUCCCUCUGCCGGCUGUGGCCACAUCGACGCUGCUGCCGAGGACAGGGCGGGAGAGAGGGGGCGCGACGGCGCUCCCCCUCCCGUCGGCGGCGGGAGGGUGGCGGCUGCUGCUGGGGGACGCGGCGCGAAAGACGCUGUCGGUGGUCAGCGGCGGCGGGGCGGGCGGCGGCGAGGGCGGCGGCGUGGUGCGUGUCGAGGACGGGCCGACCCACCUCGCUAGCCACCCGUCCGGCGGCGUCGCCUACGCGCUGUGCGCCGGCUCGGGCGUGCUGCUCGUGGCGGACGUCGGCCGAGACGCCGGAGGACGCGGCGCGCUCACCCUCGUUCAGCGAGUCGAGCUCGUCAACGGCGCGGACGCCGACGGCACGGACGGCUCCUCCUCCGCCGCCGGGGCGCUCGCCUGCUCCUCGGACGGCUCGUUCGUGUACGUGGCGUGCGGCGGCCACAUCUCCGCCCUCCGCACCUCGGAGGGGGGCCGCCGGCUCGAGCUCGCGCAGCGGGAGGCGCCCCCCGCCAGCGGGCCCUCCGCGCCCCCCGUCGGCCUCGCCCUCGCCGGCGGGUCGGAAGAGCUCCUCCUCUCUGCCGAGCAAGGCGCCGACCUCGUCCGCAUCUACCGGCGCGACGUCGCCUCUGGCCGGCUCGACCUCGCGGGGGAGGUUACUCGGGCGCAUAAGAAGAUGUGGUCGGCUGGCUUGCCCUUCACCGGCUGUCAUUGGCGCUGUGAGUGUGGCGCCUUCAACAAGCCCGACUGGACGCACUGCAACGCGUGCGCUCUCCUGCGGCCGCUCGGGCUGGACGGGGUGAUCCUCAGCCUGAUCACCGAGGUCUCCGUGCUGCGCUCCAGGGUCGACAAGGCGGCGGUCGAGACCAGCUCGCUGCGUUCCAAGCAGAUCUGUGCGGUCAACGAGGUCGGCCUUCUGAAGUCCAACGCGACGAAGGCGGAGGUGCGUGAGGCGGCCCUCGAGCGACGGCUCGCGGCGCUCGAGGCGGACGCGGAGGCGCGCGAGGUGGCCUUUGCGCGGCUGCUUGCGGCGGUGGAGGCGCGAGCUGCGCCGGCAGCCUCGGAGCACGAGCUCGUGGUCGGCCGCGUCAUGCUCAGCGGCUCCGGCGACGGCGCCGUGCUCAGCGGCUCCGGCGACGGCGCCGUGCUAGUUGACGGCCAAAACGACCGCCGCGAUGCUGGCGCCGCCGUGCUAGAGUCCAAGCCCGUGCCCGGCGACGGCCUCGAGCCCGACGACGGCAUCGUGCCCGCCGUCGGCAACGGCACCGAGGCUCCCCACGGCCUCACCACGCUGGUGCAGAAGGUGGAGUGGAUCAAAGUGCGGCUCCGUAUAGCUGCAGGAACUAGUGUCCUCAAGACGGUGGAGAAGGCGAACGAGCUGGUGGGGGUCGUGGCCGACGGCGGCCUCGUGCCCCAGGUGGACCGGCUGCUGUUCCUUCUGUCGUCUGGGGAAGACGCGAGCCGCGGUGUGGCGUGA
Messenger RNA from Emiliania huxleyi CCMP1516, 2562 nucleotides. RefSeq lists its product as hypothetical. The transcript has 4 exons. The record is from RefSeq and is a predicted model, not a curated record. Gene Ontology annotation, molecular function: protein binding. Bases 1 to 2562 code for a protein of 853 amino acids. NCBI's taxonomy places the organism in Eukaryota, Haptophyta, Isochrysidales, Noelaerhabdaceae.